ACAAAAUGUGUGAAAAUGAGGAAAGCCACACAAGGGAAUCAGUUUUCUGGAGCUACAGUACAGUCAUGGUGUCCAGCAAGGCCCUAAUCCUGGCUCCUCUGUGGAUCUAUUUUUUGACUCAAGCCUGCGUGGGAGACGAGCUACCCCGGGAGGCUGUGUUGUCCUGGUUCAGACAGAGGGUUUUGGAGGGUCUGGAUUUAGAGGAGCCGCCGCGGAUGACAAUGCAAGGUCCAGAUGGGGAUGUGGUGGAGACGGAAGCAAGGCCUGAACCCCCGAGGGUCCUGAGGAUGAGCAGGACAAUGCUGGUCAAGGAGCAGAGUAGUCCAAAGCAGGACAUGACUCAAAUUAUUGUCUUCCCCAGCUCUGAUUCUACCUGUGCCUCAUCUGACUCAACUCCAGGAGAAACCACUUCUAGUAACUUCACUUAUUACUUCCAGCCAUCCGUCAACAAUCAUGAGACAAUGCACACAUCUGCCCACUUCUGGUUCUACGCAGGUGAAAAACCCUCCGUGAACACCUCUGCCCAGCUCUUUAUUCUCACUUCUGGGCAGCAGCUACUUAAAGCAGCAGACUCUCCAUCAACAAGGAGCUCAGAUGGUUGGACCACGUUUGACGUUGAUCAAAAGUUGCUCAUCUUUUUAGCUGAGGGUCCUUUUCUGCUUCAAGUGCGAUGUCUGGCCUGUGAGUGCCAUGCCAAUGAACCAGACAAGUUGCCGUUUCUCCAUCUCAAAACUCAGCCGAAAGGUCCUGUUCGAUCCCCACGCCAGGCUCCAGUAACCAUCCCCUGGUCUUCCUCCGCAAUUGACCUCCUGCAGAGGCCCUCACACGAGAGACCCCAGCAAAGCGACUGCCACCGUGAAGAGAUCCAAAUCAGCUUUGAGGAACUUGGCUGGGAUAACUGGAUCGUCUAUCCAAAGGUGAUGAUGUUCUACUACUGCAAUGGGAACUGCUCAGCUUGGGAUCGAACAACAACCAUGCUGGGGAUGACACAGUGCUGCGCUCCAGUGCCAGGGACAAUGAGGUCCAUGAGGAUCAUGACCACGUCUGAUGGAGGGUACUCUUUUAAAUACGAGACCCUGCCGAAUAUUAUGGCUGCAGAGUGCACUUGUAUCUGAGCACUGCAGUGUUAAAGGGCCAGUUCACCAAUGUAACUAAACUUGUGAGUUUGUCAAGUUUCUGCUUCUCUACUUAAUUGAAAGUAAUGAAUCUUUCAGAUUUCUGCCACCAACAGAGCUCAACUGUGUGCUACCAGACAUAAAAAUCCCAUUUAUUAUAGUUAAAUGGGGAGAUGAUAGCCCUUAUAACUUUCAAAUACUUAUACAACCAUGUUUCAAAAGUUUCUUUAGUUUUCUGUUUGUUUCCAAGGAUUCUUUUCUAUUUCAACAUGGAUUACUUAAAAUCUAAGCAUAUAAAGCACAGCUUUUAAGACUCAGGACAUGUUGCAAACUAGGUGGAUUGGCCCUUUAAAUGUCUUUUGUUUUAUCAAUCAGACAUUUCUGAGGGUUUUCCAAGUCUUUUUGUAGUUUUUCAGGCAAAGUAAAUCCUGGAUGGCCUGUUUUCUUACAUUUUCUGUUAUCGCUUAUAACCUCUAGAGGGCAGCGUUGGCCCACUUUCACAUAGCAUUGGACAUCAGUAUCUUUCAGUAGUCUCAGUUCUGCUGUUAGGCAGGCAGGACUGUUCAGCUGAAAAGAGAGUAAAUGGGCCCUCCCCAGUUGUGAUGUACUGAUAAUGCAUUUGUGUUUGUUCACUGCUUUUCACCAUUUUUUUUUUGCCCAUUUUUGCCACUUUCGGACUUUCUUAGCCCACUUUGGCCAUCAUUCCACUGUUAAGACUUUUUAACUGCUUUUCACCAUGUUUUCUGCCCAUUUUUGCCACUUCCACAGACCUCUGUCUCUUUAACCCAUUGUUGCAACUUUUUAACUGCUUUUGGCCACUUUUUAGACCAUUUCCCCUCUA
Cheilinus undulatus (humphead wrasse) is the source of this 1956-nucleotide messenger RNA. RefSeq names its product inhibin subunit alpha (gene inha). The record is from RefSeq and is a predicted model, not a curated record. NCBI's taxonomy places the organism in Eukaryota, Metazoa, Chordata, Actinopteri, Labriformes, Labridae. Gene Ontology annotation, biological process: SMAD protein signal transduction. Gene Ontology annotation, molecular function: cytokine activity; growth factor activity. Gene Ontology annotation, cellular component: extracellular region. Bases 6 to 1115 code for a protein of 369 amino acids. The transcript has 2 exons.